Messenger RNA from Oldenlandia corymbosa var. corymbosa, 2553 nucleotides. The record is from the annotation of a GenBank genome assembly. Lineage: Eukaryota; Viridiplantae; Streptophyta; Magnoliopsida; Gentianales; Rubiaceae.
AUGUCUUUCACGGAGACAGUUCGUCUAAAAUUAUACUGGAAUACUACUUAUACAACUGAACCUGAUGGGACUAUCACGGUACAGCGGGAUGCGCCGGACGGUUAUCUUAUCAUUGAUCGUAUGUUAGAUUUCUCGGAACUUGUUGAUAAGGUAUUAAGUGUGAUCGGAGUUGAUAGAGAAGGGCUGUAUAUUGAUUUUUCUUUGGUAUGGACGGAGAGGUCAGGAAAAAGGUCUCGUGUGCACAUUAAUGAUGAUAAUACUGUUCGGUUCAUUUAUCUUUGUGCUGAUAAAUGGCCAGAAUUGUACCCUGAAAAUGUUGAGAGAACAGGCCAUGUUUAUGCAAGUACAUCUGGCCAGGAUAUUGGUGCCAGCACUAGUGGUGGUAGAACAGUUGAAGACAAUGAAGAUGGAGAUGAAGAUGGAGAUGAAGAUGAAGAUAAAGAUGAAGAUGAAGAUGCAGAUGAAGAUGAAGAUGUUGGGGGUGUCGAAAGCAGUGAUGAUGAGUACGUCCCAUCGGAUGAGGACUCAGAUGACGACACUGAUUUUGAGUCAUCUUCUUCAGUCCCAUAUGUUUUCGACGACAUAAGUGGAUGGGACAAGACUUUAGAGGAAGUAGAAAACGAUGGAAUUAAAAUGUGGGAUGGCAAUCCGUUGACGCUAGGCCUUGAUAUACAUUUCGCCAACAAGCACGAGGCACAAGCGGCGGUGGGAGAAUGGAACUUGGUACAUGGUCGGACUUUCCGGGUGAAAACGAGCUCUAAACGAACAUGGUAUGUCGAAUGCGAGACGUGUGGACCUAAAUAUCCGAAAGAGCGCCUUCACGGCUAUGAUUGUCUGUGGAAGGCGCGAGUUUCUCUGAGAAGGCCACCGAUACUUGGAAAAUGGUGGUAUGGUCCGAUUCCCACAAGCUGUCUUGGGGCAAACAAGAGAAACGAGUCCCGAAAUGUCACGUCUUCUAUGAUUGCUAGACUGGUUGCCCAAAAUGUGCGAAAACAUCCAGAUUUUGCAGUUGCCCAAAUUCAAAUAGAAGUGAUGAAGAGGUACCUAGUCGAAUGUAGCUACAAGAAGGCAUGGCAUGGUAGAAGAAAAGCACUUGAGGCUCUGUAUGGAGAAACUGCGAGGCAACUGUCAAAUGAUUGGUUCAGCGACGCAAAAGACAAGACUGUUCUACCUCCUACUCCAAUGAAACUGUAUGAAGAGGCCCGGAAGAAAUCAUUGAGGCAAAAGGUCAACCGGUUUAGCAAGAGAAACCAGAAGUAUGAAGUGGUUACAAUAGCACCUGAUAAUCAACCAUGGAAGGCUGACGAGAAGCAAGUUGUGUUGUAUGCAAAUCGAGAGUGCACUUGCGGAAGGUGGCAGACUUUCAGAUUUCCUUGUUCCCAUGCACUUCGAGUUGCCCGUGAGCUAGGUGACGAUCCCUUCCCACUUUUUGAUCCAUGUUACACUACGCAUCAAUGGUACCAACAGUUUUCUGGAGAAUUCAACCCAAUCAUGGAACCAUGGCCAAAGGCAACGUGGCAGAUCAGGCCAGAUGACACUAAACUUGUCCACCAUGCUGGCCGAGGUCGGAAGCGUGUGAAUCGGAAAAAGAUCCGGAGUAUCUCUUGUGGUACCAUCAGUUCUGUGAAGUAUGUUACGGAUCCGACGGACUCGAAAAUGCGAGGGUUUUCACGGUUCUGCGAGACCUUGCGCCUCAUGGCCACAUUGAUGGAGGAUGUUCGUAGUCUGAGUAUUAUAGGCCAGCGUACUUUCGACGCGGACUCCUUUGGUUAUGAUCGCUUAGGCGAGAUUGCCCGGAGUUCUUUGAGCGGGCGUUACCCGACCCAGCAACAUCCACCACCCAGACCUCCGAGGCGUUCGCGCAGGUCUCAGCGUGGGCGUGGGGGGCAAGAGACAAUCACAACAUCUCAGCCACAUCAGUCCUCCCAGCAUGAGCAGUCUCAUAUUCCCUUCACUGGCGGUUCAUCCCAUCAGUCUCCACAUCAGUCUCCACUCCAUUCUCGACAGCAUUCAGCCCAUCAGUCUCCACAUCAUUCAUCCCAUCAGUCUCCACAUCAUUCUUCGCCGACCCAUCAGGCGUUUUACCGUCCGAUUAUGUCUCCCCAGCACCAGCAGUCCAAUUUUUCCUUCACUCAGUUUUCCUCCCCUCAGACUUCUCAGCGUCAGUUUGGAGAUUCUUUUAUUGACUUUUCUGGGUUUCAGCAGAGUUCGCUAGAUGGCCAGUCGAUACAUUACACGAGUAACUUUCUUUCGAGUAUGUUCGAGGGUGUUGCGGGUCAGCAUCAGGCUGAUAACCCAGCUGAGGGUGAGCGUGAGAGUCAGGGUGAGGAUGAGGCUGAGGAUGAGGCUGAGGAUGAGGAUGAGGAUGAGGCUGAGGAUGCAGACCAGGAUGAUCAGUUUGAGGGUCAGGGUUAUCAGCGCCAUGAGGAGCAGGGAUCGAGUCAGACUCUAGGGACUCCACCGUUGGCUGUGAGUAAAGGCCAGAGAGUGACGAAGGAGCCCGAUAGAUUGACUUAUAGCCUUUUUCGGGCUAAAAAGCUCAAGAAGAAGUAG